AUGUAUUUCAAAUUAAGAGCAAAAAUAUUGGUGUGUUGUAUAUGUUUAGCUAGUGAAAUCUUUGCUUUGGAGAUUGAUGAUUAUAAAUACAAACGAGUCAAAGAACUGAACGAUAAAAUAGCAUUGGAUCCAGAACUAUUUCUUUACCGCACAUUGUCUGCCAUCCAUUGUAUUUCAAAAUGUGCUUUAAUUCCAAACUGUGAGUCGGUGUUCUACUUUCAAUCAUCUUGCAAAGGUUAUUCUGUCGUUUAUUCGCCGAGUUCUUCAAGUUUGACUCUAAUAUCCGGAGCUCGCUAUUAUGUUAACACAGAAGAGCCAACUGAAGAGACAAUAACCGAAAGAAACGCUGAUGUCUUCACAACUAGAAAUGCCAUGUUGGAUAUGUGCACAGCCCUAAUUCCUGAUGGUUACAUUUGGAGUGUGUCACUUGAAAUUUGCUAUCAUCUAAAUACCAUAAAGCUUAUUGCUGUGGAAGCCAAGGCAAAAUGUCAGGCAGAGCAUCCAAACAGUCGUCUUUUGUUGAUAGACUCAGAUGUAAUUUACAAUUUUGCAGUUUCAAUAAUUGAUACCUUCAACACUGGACCGAUAUAUCUACAAGGAACUAAGUCAGGCUCCAACUUUGUCGACGAUGAUGGACAGGUUAUUACUUACUUUAACUGGGAUUCAGGACAACCUGGCAAUGGGAACUACCUUCGGACCGACACCGAUACACGUUUACAAGAGACAUCUUCUGGAACAUACACUUACAAAUUUAUAUGUCGAUUGUAUUGAACAGUCAAAAUUGCAGUGUUGUCGCCAAGGCACAGAUGCUUGUAAAUACAAACGCGUCCUACCCAGUCGUCUCGCGUUAAACCAUCGAGAGGGUUUUUUUUUAAUUAGAAAUAUUUUAGAGUCUGAUAAACAUUAAUUGUCUGCAGACUUUUCCGUUUUUUCCCGUUUACGACAAAGAGCACACGGCAGGUGGGACAGGUCAGCAGAGAGUGCCCACUCCUCCUAGGCACCUCUAUC
This is a messenger RNA of Magallana angulata, 1008 nucleotides long. RefSeq lists its product as uncharacterized. The transcript is spliced from 3 exons. Lineage: Eukaryota; Metazoa; Mollusca; Bivalvia; Ostreida; Ostreidae. The record is from RefSeq and is a predicted model, not a curated record. The coding region runs from base 1 to 771 and encodes 256 amino acids.